Messenger RNA from Tetrahymena thermophila SB210, 282 nucleotides. RefSeq lists its product as hypothetical. The transcript has a single exon. Lineage: Eukaryota; Ciliophora; Oligohymenophorea; Hymenostomatida; Tetrahymenidae. The record is from RefSeq and is a predicted model, not a curated record.
AUGAAGAUAAAUGCAGUAUUUAAGUAUUUAAAAAUAUUGAUAUUUCUUUUUAAUAACCUUAAAACAAAGCCUAAUAUUAAAUAAAGUAAGAGUACAGUAAGCGGUAAACAUACCGACCAUAAAGACUAAUAAAACCACAAAGGUUUUAAAUUUGGAUAUCUUGAAAAAAAGCAGUCAAUUGACUUGCUUGUUAAGCUCAAAGAAUUUCCUGAUGCCUAUACAGGAAACUUAAAAUAGUUAGGAAUAUUAAAGUUAAAAAAGCUCAACAAAGACAGGAUCUGA